Molecule: messenger RNA, 2191 nt
Organism: Python bivittatus (Burmese python)
Lineage: Eukaryota; Metazoa; Chordata; Lepidosauria; Squamata; Pythonidae
Gene: DTX3
Product: deltex E3 ubiquitin ligase 3
Biological process (GO): protein ubiquitination; Notch signaling pathway
Source: RefSeq, a predicted model, not a curated record
UUGCAACGUCGUCUUUGCACGCAGCAGCUGCAGCUUCGAUGGAUGGACCGUUCCUGCCACCUUCGGUUGUUCCGCUAUGUUUCUGAUUCGCAGCUUAGCUGAACUCCCACAUCCGGCCGGUCUUCGCUCUCAGCCUCUCUCAUGGGCUCCCCAGUAUCAUUUGUUUUAUCCAGGAUGGCUGCUUGUGGAGGCACCACUAAAAAUAGGCUCACGGUAAAUAAGCACGUCUGGGACUUCCUGACCAAGGAAAGUCCUGCCAAACUAGUCAAGUUGAAGGAGGAGAAUAAAGUCAGCGUCUUGAUUGAUGGUGAGACUUCCGAGAUCUACGUGCUGCAGAUUACCAUGCCUGCCCAUGGACCAAGCAAUGGCCUCUACCUGGCCCGUAAGGCUCUCAAGGCACUGCUCAAGGAAACAGAGAAGGAAUUGAAGAAGGCUCAGCGCCAGAGUGAGCUAAUGGGCUGCAUGGCCUUGAUGGAGAAGAGCCAGGAACAUGGGGCUGUGGAGCUCCAUCGUCGAGGGACUGCCUUGAUAUCCCGAGGACAGCAGACCUCCGGGCCAAGAGUAGUCAGUGGCAGUGGAGGGAUGGCCAGCUGCUCAAGGGGAGGGGAGGAAGAACAGGACAGCCAAUGCCCCAUCUGUUUGGGGGAGAUCCAGAACAUUAAGACUUUGGAGAAAUGCAAGCACUCCUUCUGUGAGGACUGCAUCACCCGGGCCUUGCAAGUCAAGAAAGCCUGCCCAAUGUGUGGCCGCUUCUAUGGGCAGCUGGUAGGGAACCAGCCGGAGAAUGGACGCAUGCUGGUCUCCAAGGACUCGAGUCUCCUGCUUCCUGGUUAUGAGAAGUAUGGCACCAUCAUAAUCCAGUAUGUCUUCCCACCUGGCAUACAAGGAGUGGAGCAUCCCAAUCCUGGUGUCCGCUACCCAGGCACCACCCGUGUGGCUUACCUACCUGACUGCCCUGAGGGCAACAAAGUGCUGGCGCUCUUCCGCAAGGCCUUUGAUCAACGGCUCACCUUCACUAUCGGUACCUCAAUGACCACAGGGCGAGCCAACGUCAUCACCUGGAAUGACAUCCAUCACAAAACCAACUGCACCGGGGGACCCCAACUGUUUGGCUAUCCAGAUCCUACAUAUCUUGCUCGGGUGCAAGAGGAGCUACGGGCCAAGGGUAUCACCAAUGACUGAUCUGGUUCUCUGUCGCCACGUGCCCAGGAAUGGUUUCUUGUUACUGCCGAACUCCGCUACUCUGGAGGGAGCUCCAUCAUCUGUCGGAGCCAACUAUCUCCAUUACGUGAUCUUAAUCCAGAGUACAAAGCUUAAGCUUUUGGGCUGAAAUUGACAUUUCAUAUGUAAUUGGUUGCUUGAGGAACUGGGGAACAAAGACAUGAGAUAUAAGCGAGUGAGUGUAACAGAGAGAUGAUGGAAUUUAGGACUCAUUCAAAAUGGUUGUAUUAAGAGGAUCAUCAUUCUAAAUUAUUCACUUUUGAAAACAAAAACAAAAAUAGCCUCUCCCUGCAUUGAAUAGCAAACAUAUCACAGAUACCUCUACUGAGCCUGUCUUUUCAAUGUGCUAGUUUACUUCGUGCAGAGGAGAAUUUUUUCUCUUUUACCUGAGUGAUAAAUAUAUACAUGUACCACCAGGAUUUAAAAUCUGAAGCUACAAAAUCAGAUUUCAACCACCUCACCUAAUAUUACAAUAUCUUGGCUCUUGGGGUUAAAAAUAGAUGUGAUCAAGUGGUAGUUCCAUGGGGUGAUUUCAUUUUUUUUCUUUUUUAAUAUGAAACAGGAUGUGCUGAUUAGGGGAGCCAAGCCUUUCUUCCUCCCCAAUUUACCUCCCCACAUUCUACUCUUUCAGACGGUUUUCUCUCAACCAAAGUUACUUCUGCUAGAGCUAAGCUGUGGAUUGUGAGGGCAUUUGGAAUUCCUCACUCCAGUACUCCUUUGGUAUUAAAAUUUAGCUGUCUCUAUGAGCGCUUCUAUGAUGUUUGUCCUUAAUAGACUAGGUCUGAGUGAGUGACAGACUGCCCAUGUGCUGAAAAGCCAAGCAUGUAGAAAAGAUGAGUGGGAAAUAGAGAAAGGGAUUCUCCUGAUAUAUCUCUGGCAGAGGUCAGAUCUAGGCUCAAAACUCCAGCUGUGAGACCCUUUUGCUUCUGUUGGACCCCAUUGGUGCUCUUGUUUCAUGCUUUAAGCAGGA